This is a messenger RNA of Protobothrops mucrosquamatus (brown spotted pit viper), 2414 nucleotides long. RefSeq names its product zinc finger and SCAN domain-containing protein 2-like. Gene Ontology annotation, molecular function: RNA polymerase II cis-regulatory region sequence-specific DNA binding; DNA-binding transcription factor activity, RNA polymerase II-specific. The record is from RefSeq and is a predicted model, not a curated record. Gene Ontology annotation, biological process: central nervous system development; regulation of transcription by RNA polymerase II. The transcript has 2 exons. Bases 489 to 1721 code for a protein of 410 amino acids. Gene Ontology annotation, cellular component: nucleus. NCBI's taxonomy places the organism in Eukaryota, Metazoa, Chordata, Lepidosauria, Squamata, Viperidae.
UUAAUUCAUUAAAAGAGUGAAAUAUCUGGAAGUCAAUUGGAGGAAAAGGUGAGUAUGAAAGGCACGUAGAGCAGAGAGUCAUACAGGCCUCGUACUGUGAGGAAGAUAACAACUUGAAUGAAAGCACCACUAAACAAGGGAUUAUCCAUAUUUUUUACUUCCUCAAGAAUAUCAGCUGUGGAAAAGCUCCAUAGUUGUGUCUAUUGUUAGAAAAGCAUAGAUUGCAAAUCACAACUGAUUAUGCACAAGAGGAGCCACACAGCAGAAAAGCCAUACAAAUCAUCUGAUUGUGGCAAAAGCUUUAGUCAGAACAGCUCCCUUGUAGUUCAUGGAAGGACCCACACAAGAGAAAAGCCAUAAAAGCACUCCUAGUGCAGUAAAUGCUUUAAUGACCAUGGCAACGUGAUGAUACAUCAGAGGAUUCACAGCAGAGAGAAAACGUAUGACUGUACUGAUUGUGCGAAAGUUUCAUUACAAAUUCCCAUGUCAUGAGGCACCAUAGGAGAUACACAGAAGAGAAACACUUUGAAUGUGCUAUCUGUGGGGAAAGUUUCAAUAGAAAUUCCCAUCUGGUGAGUCACCAGAGGACUCACACAGGAGAGAAAUCCUUCGAAUGUCCUGAUUGUGGGAAAUGUUUCAGUCAGAAUUCCUGCCUUGUGAGACACCAGAGGACUCACACAGGAGAGAAACCCUUUGAAUGUCCUGAUUGUGGGAAAAGUUUCAGUCAGAAUUCCUGCCUUGUGAAACACCAGAGGAUUCACACAGGAGAGAAACCCUUUGAAUGUCCUGAUUGUAGGAAAAGUUUCAGUCAGAAUUCCAGCCUUGUGAAACACCAGAGGACUCACACAGGAGAGAAACCCUUUGAAUGUAUUUAUUGUGGGAAAAGUUUCAGUCACUAUUCCAUUCUGGUGACCCACCAGAGGACUCACACAGGAGAGAAACCCUUUGAAUGUCUUGUUUGUGGGAAAAGUUUCAGUUGCAAUUCCCACCUGGUGAGACACCAGAGGACUCACACAGGAGAGAAACCCUUUGAAUGUCCUGAUUGUGGGAAAGGUUUCAGUCAGAAUUCCCACCUGCUGACACACCAGAGGACUCACACAGGAGAAAAACUCUUUAACUGUCCUGAUUGUGGGAAAAGUUUUAGUCAGAAUUCCCACCUGGUGACCCACCAGACGAUUCACACAGGAGAGAAACCGUUUGAAUGUCCCGAAUGUGGGAAAAGUUUCAAACAGAAUUCCAGCCUUGUGAAACACCAGAGGACUCACACAGGAGAGAAACCCUAUGAAUGUCCUGAUUGUAGGAAAAGUUUCAGUUGCAAUUCCCACCUGGCGAGACACCAGAGGACUCACACAGGAGAGAAACUCUUUGAAUGUCCUGAUUGUGGGAAAAGUUUCAGUCAGAAUUCCAACCUUGUGAAACACCAGAGGACUCACACAGGAGAGAAACCCUAUGAAUGUCCUGAUUGUAGGAAAAGUUUCAGUUGCAAUUCCCACCUGGUGAGACACCAGAGGACUCACACAGGAGAGAAACUCUUUGAAUGUCCUGAUUGUGGGAAAGGUUUCAGUUGCUAUUCCAACCUGGUGACACACCAGAGGACUCAUAUGGGGGAGAAAUCUUUCAAAUUUCCAGUCUGUGGACGUUACUUCCCUCAUAAAUCAUCCCUUAUUGCACACGAGAAAAUCCACACGAGGCAAAAGUUGAAGAAUUUAGAAAAGGCUUGAAAUUCAUUCCCAUUGAAACUGUAGUUGAGAAAUUGACCAUUUGAAUUGUGGUCUGAAUCUUUCUACUCAACCAUGUCUCAGGACUAGACUUGUAGGUGGAGAGAAAAGGAAAAUGGAAAAGGGCUAACUACCAAUUUCUGGUUAGCAGCAGCAGCUACUGGAUAUUUCCUUUUGUAGAAGUUGUGGAUUUCCUCAAAAAGACUUCUGGGUGGUAGUUUUGUAUAUUGAUUAUAUAAUUCCCACAUGUGGAGUUUCAGGUCUUCUACCUUGGUUUCCUCCAGAUUUUGAGCCCCAGAAUUCCUGAGCCAGCGUAGAAAAGGUCCUCAAGAUAUAACUGUCAUGGGCUUUGCAAUAAUGGUUGCAUGUUGCAAUGACGGUUAAGUGAAACCUCUUUCCUAAACUACCCUGAUCUCUCUGAUGCAGCCAUUAAUUUAAUGUGUCAGUCGCUAAGUGGAACACUGGCGAUCUCAGGGUUGGGGGAAGCUCUUCAAGGCCUAGUGUAGAAGAAAUGAUCCAACGCUGACACCUACUGGUGGAUGAGGACUAUAAAAACUAUAAAACUUCUGUCUGUGGCCUUCAAAGUCUCAGUAAACAUAGUUGCUUAGAUAAAAUGAUAUUUACAGAAACAAUAGAUGUUUUACAAGAGGAAAUAUAUGAUACGCUGCAAUCCAUUCAAAGGACAAUGAUCUCAAA